Molecule: messenger RNA, 1803 nt
Organism: Paecilomyces variotii
Lineage: Eukaryota; Fungi; Ascomycota; Eurotiomycetes; Eurotiales; Thermoascaceae
Product: putative proteasome regulatory particle subunit
Exons: 3
Coding region: 408-1553 (381 amino acids)
Biological process (GO): ubiquitin-dependent protein catabolic process
Cellular component (GO): cytosol; nucleus; proteasome regulatory particle, lid subcomplex
Molecular function (GO): structural molecule activity
Source: RefSeq, a predicted model, not a curated record
CUGUGCGGGCGAACCCAUUCGAUGUCUACUCCUAUCAUAGAUAGUAUUCGAGUCGAACGCCUUAACCACUCGGCCACACUGACAUAACUGGCGGAAAUUUUUGCCAGCGGUAGUCUAAUAAUACUACUCCGCGUGCCUUAUCAAGAUCGAGGCGAUCCCUCCGCGCGGAGCUUGUAGCCUGAGUACGGCGCCGCAGAGACACCCGUUUAGCUCCACGUCGGCCUUCCUUCAGUGAUCACGGCGGAGGGACAGCUUCGUCAGCAUACACACCUUUAUACCUCGACUUGCUGCCAUCGUCCAGCUCUUUAGACCCUGAAAUCAUCAUCUUGCCCUCCUUACCUCCUCCUGGGGCCUUGAAUUAUUCUCUCCGCAGCCCGUCCCUGUUGACACCCGCCUCCUUCCCUACCAUGGAGGGUGACAAGAUCGCCGACUUCCUCGCAGACCAGCGCGAUCAAGCUCCUGCGGAGGCGCAGGCCUUUUUCUUGAGCUUCGAAGAUUUCUGGGAGAGGAAGCUAUGGCAUCAACUCACGAAUUCCCUCAUAGAUUUCUUCUCUCUACCAGAGAGCGCACCGCAACGGCUACCUCUCUUCAAGUCGUUCAUCCUCAGCUUCGCCGAUAGGAUCAAUCAGCUGAAGUUCGUGUCGCUGGGUUUGAUGGCAUCUACGCAAUGCGCAGAUGACAAUGAACGAUUUGCUUUCCUUACUUCCCUUGCAGACAAGGUCAACAAGCCAGACUCGCAGGAUGCAUAUGUCUACGCUUUGGCAGAUGUGGCCAGCGUGAAGCUACGACUAAAGGAUUUUGAGGGAGCGCGCAAGGACUUGGAUACUUCUGAGAAGAUCCUGGACAGAUUCGACUCCGUUGAGACGGUUGUCCAUGCUUCGUUCUACAAAGUAAACGCUGCUUACUACCAGGCCAAGCAAGAAUUCGCCGCUUAUUACAAGAACGCCCUGCUGUACCUCGCAUGCAUCAACAUUGAAGACUUGACUGAAGAAGAGCGUGUGUCGCGCGCAUAUGACCUCAGUGUUGCAGCCCUUGUUUCGGACUCAAUCUAUAACUUUGGUGAACUGCUCCUGCACCCUAUCCUGGACUCCCUCACCGAGACACCCCACGCCUGGCUGCGGGACCUUCUCUUCGCCUUCAACCGUGGCGAUCUCACCGCCUACGACGUCCUCGCCGGUAACAUCACCAAGAACCAGCUCCUCGAGCAACACCGUAUCUUCCUGUACCAGAAGAUCUCUCUGUCGGCCCUAACAGAGACUGUCUUCCGUCGUCCCCCGCACGACCGCACCAUGACCUUUGCCGCCAUCUCCGCCGAGACGAAGGUCAAGCCUGAUGAAAUCGAACAUCUCGUUAUGAAGGCGCUAUCCCUCGGUCUGCUGAAGGGUAGCAUCGACCAGGUCGCUCAGAUCGCGCGCAUCAACUGGGUCCAACCCAAGGUACUGGACAUGAAGCAGAUCGACGGCAUGCGGAGGAGACUGAAGGAAUGGGACGCUGGCGUCAACCAGCUCGGACACUGGAUCGAAGGUGUUGGAAAGGAUGUCUGGGCUGCUUAGACAAAAUGAAAGAACCCCGCGACCUUCUCCCGGCCGCGUUGUAUCUUUUACCAAAUCCGAGCUUAAUUUUAUUCGGGUCAAAUAUAUGAUCCCAAUGUUUGCGGAUUUCAGGAACCAAAAUACGAAAGAACAAGACCUAGGGUAAGAUAGGUUCUGCGGAAACCGAGUCUCUCGAAGUAGAAAGGCCCGGUACGAUAUGAUAUUGAUGAUAUCCAUUAGUAACAAAACAAAUAAGGAAGACAAUGUCUUA